Phragmites australis (common reed) is the source of this 1091-nucleotide messenger RNA. Its product is annotated as bZIP transcription factor 27-like. Gene Ontology annotation, molecular function: DNA-binding transcription factor activity. The record is from RefSeq and is a predicted model, not a curated record. Bases 162 to 668 code for a protein of 168 amino acids. NCBI's taxonomy places the organism in Eukaryota, Viridiplantae, Streptophyta, Magnoliopsida, Poales, Poaceae. Gene Ontology annotation, biological process: positive regulation of DNA-templated transcription. Gene Ontology annotation, cellular component: nucleus. The transcript has 3 exons.
CGAGAAGGAUAGAUGGGGAUGAGUGCGCGCGCGCACACGCACAGUAGAAGAAGAGUCGCAUUCGCGUCCGUGUCAUCGUCGUCCACCAUUUGUUCAUUCCACCAAGCCCAAACAAGCACAGCAAGAAAGCAGAGGAGAGCAAAGCAAAGCGCGACUGAUACAUGUCGUCCAGCCCGCAGCUGAGCCUGAGUGGCUGCAGCUCGCUCUUCUCCCUCUCCAGCACCAACACCGGCCGCGACAAUGACAGCGCUACCGCCGAGCCCGUGCCCGUGCCACCGUCACUUCAUCCGCUGCCCCCACGCCGUCCUCCCGGCCCUCUUCUGUCGCUCAGCGUCGGCGGCGGCUGCGGCGAGGAGGAGGAGGAGGAAGAGUACUUGCUGGGCGGCCUGGAUCUGCAGCUGAUGGGCAGCGGCAGCAGCUGCGACGGCGACGACGAGCGCAAGACCAUCCGGAUGAUGAAGAACAGGGAGUCUGCGCUCCGCUCCAGGGCAAGGAAGAGGGCGUAUGUGCAGGAGCUGGAGAAGGAGGUUCGUCGCCUGGUGAAUGAGAACCUCAAGCUCAAGAGGCAGUGCAAACAACUGAAAGUGGAGAUGUCUGCACUGGUCCAGUCAAGCAGCAGCAGCAAGAGCUCCCACAUCCGAAGAACCUCCUCAUCCACGCAGCUCUAGCUAGCUUCUGCCUUUUGACACUGCGAUAGAUUGGUUGGAUCCGCUACUCUUGCUCCUAUCUCACUCCUAUAUGAGUCCUAUCAAAGACAGAUGGAUCAAGAUGAGAACACGCUAGGAGGAUGAAGAGCACCAUGCAUCUACUUAAUUACCGCGUAUCGAUGAUUAAUUCUCGCGGUCUGUUGCAUAGUGCUACACUAGCUACCUACCUUGCUUUUAUUAGGUGCGUCGAUGCGUGCAAAUCAAUGUUUCAGUACUUGCGUGCGCUCUGCAGUUUCACUGUAUACUCCUGCAAAUCUGCAGGAUGACCUGCCCUGCGGAGACCUCAAGUUCUGGAGCCUUCCACUAGUUUCCCUGGCUGUAAUGUAGUAGCACUUGAUUCCAUCUUGAAUGAAUCGGAUUAACAGGAACAGAUAGUUUAAUUAA